This is a messenger RNA of Caenorhabditis briggsae, 453 nucleotides long. It is a transcript of the gene Cbr-hsp-17, whose product is annotated as Protein CBR-HSP-17. Lineage: Eukaryota; Metazoa; Nematoda; Chromadorea; Rhabditida; Rhabditidae. Bases 1 to 453 code for a protein of 150 amino acids. The transcript has 3 exons. The record is from RefSeq and is a predicted model, not a curated record. Gene Ontology annotation, molecular function: protein folding chaperone. Gene Ontology annotation, biological process: response to heat; IRE1-mediated unfolded protein response; protein refolding.
AUGGACCGUCGUUUCCCAGCACCAUUCUCUCCAUUCUUCACACCAAGCCGCAGAUUCUUCGAUGACGUCGAUUUCGAUCGCCACAUGAUCCGUCCCUACUGGGCUGAUCAGACCAUGCUCACCGGACACCGCGUCGGAGAUGCCAUUGAUGUGAUUGACAGUGAUAAGGAGUACAACGUCUCUGUGGAUGUAUCCCAAUUCGAGCCCGAAGAGUUGAAGGUCAACAUUGUUGACAAUCAACUUAUCAUUGAGGGAAAGCACGCCGAGAAGACUGAUAAGUAUGGACAGGUCGAGCGUCACUUUAUCAGAAAGUACAAUCUGCCAACUGGCGUGCGUCCGGAGCAAAUCAAAUCCGAGUUGAGCAACAACGGGGUGCUCACGGUGAAGUACGAGAAGAAUCAGGAGCAACUUCCGAAAUCAAUUCCAAUCACAAUUGUGCCAAAGAGAAAUUAA